Molecule: messenger RNA, 1038 nt
Organism: Metarhizium acridum CQMa 102
Lineage: Eukaryota; Fungi; Ascomycota; Sordariomycetes; Hypocreales; Clavicipitaceae
Product: GTP cyclohydrolase 1
Biological process (GO): tetrahydrofolate biosynthetic process; tetrahydrobiopterin biosynthetic process
Cellular component (GO): cytoplasm
Molecular function (GO): zinc ion binding; GTP binding; GTP cyclohydrolase I activity
Source: RefSeq, a predicted model, not a curated record
AUGCCCCAAUCGGAACCCACCGACGGCCGAGACACGCCCGUCUCGUCUGCAUCGGCAGGCGGAGGAGGAAAGAGACGCAAAAGCAAGAACGGCGAUGGCAGCACCAGCAGCAGCAACAGCAGCAAGAAGCGCGAAAGAGGUGACAAGGACGACGGGGGCGUCACCAAGCUGGCAAACGGCCCUCACGGCGACGGCCUGCGCCGCUCCAGCAUCAGCAAACCAGGCCGCGACCGCCGCGACGAACCUGAGCCCAGGACCAAGCGCCAGAAGAGGGAGAAGCGCGACAAGAGCGAGAAGCGGCGCCAGACGGCGGCCGACGACGACGAAGCCAACAGCAGCAGCGGCAAGCGGGACGCCUCGCGGUCGCGAUCUCUGGCGCGACUGGAGAGCCCCGUCAUCGACUUUGACGGGCUCAGCCGUCCCAGCGUGGGCGCCCGCGACCGGCUGGAAGAAGGCCCCGAGGCGGCGGCGGCGCGGCUCGACCGCAUCAAGGGAGCCGUCCGCACCAUCCUCGAGUGCGUGGGCGAGAACGCGGACCGCGAGGGCCUCCUGGCGACGCCGGAGCGCUACGCCAAGGCCAUGCUGUACUUUACGCGCGGCUACGAGCAAAACGUGCUCGACAUUGUCAACGGCGCCAUCUUCCAGGAGGGCCACUCCGAGAUGGUCAUUGUCAAGGACGUUGACGUCUACUCGGUCUGCGAGCACCACCUGGUGCCCUUCACCGGCAAGAUGCACAUCGGCUACAUCCCCAACAACGCCGUCAUCGGCAUCUCCAAGCUGCCCCGCAUCGCCGAGAUGUUUGCGCGCCGCCUGCAGAUCCAGGAGCGCCUCACCAAGGAGGUCGCCAACGCUAUCUUCGAGGUCCUGCGGCCCCAGGGCGUCGCCGUCGUCAUGGAGUCGAGCCACCUGUGCAUGGUGAUGCGCGGCGUGCAAAAGACGAGCAGCACCACCGUCACGAGCUGCAUGCUCGGCUGCUUCGAGCGGAGGGACAAGACGCGCAACGAGUUUCUCAGCCUAAUCAACGUCAAUGCCCGUUGA